AAGGUGGUACAGAGUACAGCUGGUGGAGCUACUGCCUCAGUGCCAGAAAAACAGAUUCAAUCCUGAACUUAGGUGCUGUUUUCAUGGGGUUUGCAUGUUCUCCCUGUAAGCACGUAAAUUUCCUCUGUGGUUUCCACCCACAUCCCUAAGACGUACGGGUUGGUAGGUUAAUUGGCCUCUAAAAUUACAGGGUGUAGGGAGUGGAUGAGAAAUUUGGACGACAAAACUAGUGUGAACAGGUGUUUGAUGGUCAGCGUAGACUUGGAUGGCUGAAGAGCCUGUUUCCUGGCUGUAUUUUCAAAACUAUAAGUAAACUAAAACUUGAACCACAAAUGGUAAUCAACCUGUUCUAUGAUGUCACAAUAUCUUCCUCAUGAUGAUUUAAAAGUUAUUUCAGCAGUGUGAUCAGGCCACAUUUCCCAUCCAACAUUUUGUGUUUCAAGAUGAAUUUGUCUGUUUAAUGUUCAUCACAUCUUCUGGACUAGCUGAAGUGCUUUUAAAACCUUUGACAGAAUGAAAAAUUGGGAUACUCUUCAGAAUCGAUAUCUCUUGGUUUGAACAGAACAUCUACCACUUCUAAUGAAAAAUGGGUGAUACAAGAUGCAAGUAUAACUGAAGUGACUGCUGAAAAAUCUGUCGUAAGAGUCGAGUGGCUGGAGGAUUCCAUAUCGAAAGCCAAAGAGAUUGACAUUGAAAACUUGCUGUUGUUAAAUCCUAACUUAGUAGAAAAGAUGCCACCUCCAAGCCUCCCAAGAAGGAGAACACAGAUCCCAAAACGUGAAUUGGCUCUGCCAAGGAAUGGAAUCGCAAACCCUCUCUCUGAUGAUCAUGAAGUACGGUCCACUCGUUCAAGAGCACAAGCACAAGCUGCAUUGGAAGUACAAAUUGCGCCCAAUUUGAGAAUGGCUGAAGUAGAACCUGUAAACUACAAGAACGUCUCUGCAGUGAAAUGUUUUGCAGGAAGAAAAUCCACUUGUGUAAGAGAAACUGAAAGAUUGAAGAAACAGCGGGAUGAUAGGCGAACGCAGCUUCACGAAAUAAGGGGGAAACGUGCUCAGGAAUAUGACACCAGCAAUCCAAACUGGGAAUUCAUGAAAAUGAUUACAGAAUUUAGAGCAUCUCUAGAUUGUUAUCAUCCACUGUCUACUUCCGAUCCUGUUGAGUUGCACAAAAUAUGCGUCUGUGUCCGGAAACGGCCACUCAGCAGAAAAGAAAAAAUGAAAAAAGAGAUUGAUGUUAUUACCGUUUCAAGUAAAAAUGUUGUCCUUGUGCAUGAGCCAAAGAUGAAAGUUGAUCUCACCAAGUUCUUGGAUAACCAGCCUUUCAAAUUUGACUAUGUCUUUGAUGAUUCAGCUAUCAACGAAGAAGUAUAUAGGUUCACAGCAAAGCCUUUGGUACAAACCAUCUUUGAAAGAGGAAUGGCUACCUGUUUUGCCUAUGGGCAGACUGGAAGUGGCAAGACUCAUACAAUGGGUGGUGAUUUCUCUGGGAAGAAUCAAGACUCUUCCAAAGGAAUCUACGCACUUGCAACUCAAGAUGUAUUUUCGCUGCUUGAACAGCCCCGAUACAAGGAUCUUAAUCUGAAAGUAUUUGUAAGCUUUUUUGAAAUCUAUAGCGGUAAGGUAUUUGAUCUCUUGAAUAAGAAAACAAAGUUGCGUAUAAUGGAAGACAACAAACAACAAGUGCAGAUAGUAGGGCUGCUAGAGCAGGAUGUCUUCUGUGUAGAUGAUGUGAUCAUGAAUAUUGAUAUGGGGAGUAAUUACAGGACUUCGGGGCAAACCUCUGCAAAUAAUUACUCAUCCAGGUCACAUGCAGUCUUCCAAAUAAUUCUACGAAAGAAGGAUAAGCUUUAUGGACAGUUUUCGCUCAUUGAUCUGGCUGGAAAUGAGCGAGGUGCUGACACUAAUAGUGCAGACAGACUAACACGAAUGGAAAGUUCAGAAAUCAAUAAAAGUCUACUUGCCUUGAAGGAGUGCAUUCGAUCAUUGGGCCAGAAUAAUAACUAUACACCUUUCCGAGCGAGCAAGCUAACUUUGGUGCUGAGAGAUUCAUUUAUUGGUGAAAACUCGAGAACCUGCAUGAUGGCAAUGAUUUCACCAGGCUUAAAUUCGUGUGAGCACACUCUAAACACAUUGAGAUAUGCAGACAGGGUGAAAGAACUGUGUGUUGACACUCCCAAUGAACCAGAAUGUUCUACAAUCUCUCAAGGGAACGAAAUCAAUGAAUCCUUGGAACAGUCUGAUAUUCGGUUGCUUUGUGAGCAAAUUCCUGGCAAAAAUGAAGUUCUAAGUGAGAAUCAGGAAAUGUUUACAGCGCAAGGUGGUUUGGACGUACCUCAGGAGGCACCAUCAAAGAUUUGUGACAUGCACGUAGAUGUUUCUAGACUACUUGAAUUGGAAGAACAGGUGGUGGAUGAACAUCGAGAAAUUCAGCAGAAAUUACUGCAGUGGGGCGAUGCAGAUAACAAGCUCUUGAAGAUGACUCAACUACCUGACUUUAACCUUGAAACCUACACCAACAUCUUGCAAUCGUACAUGGAUGAGAGGAUGGAAAUAUUCGAAGAAUUUGACAAAAGCUUGAAAGCCUUGCGACAAGCUUUGCAGAAGGAAGAGCAAGCUGCUAAAAUUAAAGGUUGAUGCCACAGCCUGCAUUUUGGGGAUCUUGAGAUGUUCAAGUGUUCAGAUUGUAACUUGUGGUCACUGGAUUCAACUUUCAUUCACCCAGGGGCUGCAAAUUUUGUACGUGUUCCUCUUUAAUGUUUGUGUCCUCACAAUCGUCUUUCUAAAACUUUUGUCUAUAUGACUUUCUUAGAUGUUUUCUUUUGGAAAAUGUACAGAUUUAUAUCUAGUAUAUAAUAUACUUGAACUUGCUUUGUGAUGCAUAACUAAAAGUGCAAGUUUGCAUACAUAGAUAGUGAUGCAGUUAUGAUGUUUAGUCAGUUAUGAUUAGUUUUUUCAGAAUGCAUUGAUUUCUCUCAUCCUUCCAUUGCGUAUGAGAAAGUGAACUUAUUUAAAGGUAGAAAACUUGUAUUUAUGUAGGACAGUGGAACUGCACCUUUUUCCAUAGUUCUUUGUGCCUUGAUGUUAAUAUGACUACACUGGGGCACAUUUGUUUUCAUUCAAUGACUCAAAAUUUAGCAGAAUAUUUCAUGAGUUGUGAAAGUGUUUAAUACACGCAAAACCUGUUAAAUAUUUCGUAAGGCUCCAGAAGGAUAACCUGCUUGUUUGGGUUUAAUGACCAAUGACUGACUGGUGUUUUCAGCAUGUUUAUAAUUAAAAGUCUAUUUAGUGUGUAGAUAGAAUACUACCAUUAUCUCCUUUUAAAAUUUGCGAUGUCUCUUAGCCUGCUAAAAUGGUUUUAGAUUUUUUUGGUUAACUAAAAUUUUAUAAAUUGGCUGUAGAACAUUGUGAUUCUUCUAUUGUAUUGCCAAGAAUUGUACAAUUUGGAGUCUGGAAGAACCAAAGUUAACCAUUGCAAACUUAUUUCUGAUAUUGUUCAACCCAGAGUACAAAGCAAACCAUCAUAAAUCUGCUUAAUUCACUUUAACCAUUUUCAUAUUCUGUAUAUUCAAAAAUGGAGUAGAAGGAGAGAAAUCAAUUGAAUCACAAUUCUGAAAUAUGCCACCUUUUUUAAUGAAAAACUGUCUGGCAAAGAACUGAAUUAAGGUUUUUUAGUCUUUCAAAUGAUUGGUACGCAUGAUGGAAAGUCAAAUAUGAACUUUCUUUUGUCUGUGUCCACUCCAGACUGCAUAAUCCACUGAAAUUUGUUAAAUUGAGGAAUCAUACUGUAACAUUUUUUUGACAUUUAAUAAAGAUAAUGAAAUAC
Leucoraja erinaceus (little skate) is the source of this 3825-nucleotide messenger RNA. It is a transcript of the gene kif2c, whose product is annotated as kinesin family member 2C. NCBI's taxonomy places the organism in Eukaryota, Metazoa, Chordata, Chondrichthyes, Rajiformes, Rajidae. Bases 732 to 2636 code for a protein of 634 amino acids. Gene Ontology annotation, molecular function: ATP binding; microtubule motor activity; microtubule binding. The record is from RefSeq and is a predicted model, not a curated record. The transcript has 23 exons. Gene Ontology annotation, biological process: microtubule-based movement.